UUAAAAGUCCAACAGUGGGAGUGUGCAGCAGACUAAUGAUGGCGCGACUUUAAUUCCUGACUAUUUCAGUUAUGGCCAACAGAGGGCAACAUUUAUCCAUAAAAUACGAUUAAACCUCACUGAACCAAAGUGAAUUGGGUUACACUGUAAACUUUAUAGAGAUUUCGUAUGUGAUCAGAAACGAUGCAUUCAUUUCCCAGAGUGGUCGCACUGUGUUAUUGUAGUUGACGUAAUCGUGUACAAUGGCAUGACGUAAUAUAUGAGCCUAUGACUUAAACGCACUCAAGAGAAGGUUCAGUGCUUACUUCUGGCUCAGUUGAGUUGAUGAUUUACAAAGGAGAGUCAUCCUCAUGUUCAAAUAAAUCACUUUGAGUGGACAAAGAUGACAUUCUGUGAGUACAGCAAAACGGGCCAAGAUUUUGUAAAAAAAAAAAAUUGAAAUGUAUUUUAAAAUGUAUUUGUUUAUAAAAAAUGUCAGGUCCAAUCUGAAGGGUGCCUGAAAGCACAAUGGAUAGAAAUCAUAAACGGUUGAGAAUAAUUCUUCAAAAAGUAAGUCUCAUAAGUGAUUAAAAAAAUGUUUUUGUUAAUUCUGGGGCUUUCUCUCUUGAUAUGUAAUGGGGCUAUCUUCUUGGUAGUAUAGCCUAUAUGCUGUAAAAACAGAUUGACAUGAUUUAUAGUUGGAAAAGUGGGCAUAAUAAUGGAGGGCUUAAGUUAAAUGUAUUUCCUUAUGAUCCUGUACCCCAGGCUAGGACCCUCCAAGCUAGUGCUGGAGAGCAGGUGCUCCAGACAGACGUCAUUUCUGCUGGCCAUGAUGGAGUAAGGCUGCCAGCCCUGGGAGACUGCCCCAAGGACAGCCCUCUAAAGGUAAGAAACAGCUUUUAGUUCUGAUGCAAAACGUCUGGUUGUAACGGAGACCAGUUGGUUGUAAUCUAGUAAUAUGAUGUGUUGAAAACCAGUUUACAACGAGAUAAUAACACCAUUAAGACACAUGGACCACCUACUAGUUAGAACUAAUAGUAUUGGAAUUCUGAUUGUAAAUAUAAGGUUAUGAUUUAUAGUUGGAAAAGUGGGCAUAAUAAUGGAGGGCUUAAGUUAAAUGUAUUUCCUUAUGAUCCUGUACCCCAGGCUAGGACCCUCCAAGCUAGUGCUGGAGAGCAGGUGCUCCAGACAGACGUCCAUUCUGCUGGCCAUGAUGGAGUAAGGCUGCCAGCCCUGGGAGACUGCCCCAAGGACAGCCCUCUAAAGGUAAGAAACAGCUUUUAGUUCUGAUGCAAAACGUCUGGUUGUAACGGAGACCAGUUGGUUGUAAUCUAGUAAUAUGACGGGUUGAAAACCAGUUUACAACGAGAUAAUAACACCAUUAAGACACAUGGACCACCUACUAGUUAGAACUAAUAGUAUUGGAAUUCUGAUUGUAAAUAUAAGGUUAUGAUUUAUAGUUGGAAAAGUGGGCAUAAUAAUGGAGGGCUUAAGUUAAAUGUAUUUCCUUAUGAUCCUGUACCCCAGGCUAGGACCCUCCAAGCUAGUGCUGGAGAGCAGGUGCUCCAGACAGACGUCCAUUCUGCUGGCCAUGAUGGAGUAAGGCUGCCAGCCCUGGGAGACUGCCCCAAGGACAGCCCUCUAAAGGUGUCCUGCCAGCUAUCAAGAAGGGCACUAAAGUUACUCAAAUGGAGACAACAGAAACCCCAGGUCCCCUGACACCUAAUGAUGGGGAGAUAAUGAUCUCCUCUCCAUCUGUUGAUGACCUCCUGACCCCAAAGAGUGAUGUGACGUCCGUGGCUAAGAGCGAUGAUGCCUCCUGUCCAAUUUCACCUGAGGCGUUCUCUCUAACGAACUUCCUGAAGUCUCACCCUCAGAGAAAGCUUAUCAGGAAGUUCCUCAAACAAAUGAACGUGACAAUAGGCGACCUGGACGAAAUCAUCGAGUGGGUGGUGUGUGUCUCCAGUGAGGUGUUCCUCCCAGUGAUGGCUCUGCACAGGACCUCCAGACCAGAGUCGUCAGACUUGUCCCACUGGGGGUCAGGUGUGCUCCAGAUCGUCUCUGAAAAGUUCCACCAGCGGAGUUCUGAGCCAAAGGGAAGGCUCCUGGGCGGACAGCCGCCCACUCCCCCUUCUGAGACCGACAAGGAGCUUCAGGGCAUAGCAGAUCUGUCUGUGAGUAACAUCCUGAAAAGGGCCCAGGAGGACCUCUUCUCUUCUGGUGAGGAUGACCUGGAGAACACCCAUCCAGGUAUUACUCUGACAGAAGAGAAGCUCUCCAGCAUCUUCUCAGAGCUGUUCAGGGAUGCCUGUGAGAGUGCCCAGGAGGCCGCCAGACGGAUCCACCACAUGAGGUCUGGAAGAGGCAACAACAGCCAGAAUGGGAGUUGGCCUGGGUCGUCACAGGGAUCGAGCAAAUCCAACAUGCCAGAGUUGGGAGAACUGGGGUCAGUGAGGAGUCCCAAGGGAAGUGACGUCCAUAAAGUUCUUAGCGAGGGGUCCCUCCCUGUCUUUGCCCUGUUUGAGGAGAGGCCAGGGGAAGUUGGGGAGACCAGCAGCCCUGCUGGGGAGAUGGACGAGACACAGACUGCCAGCACUCCCAGCAUUCCCCGGUCUGGGCAUGGCGGCAGAAGGAGUAGCCAGACCACCACUCCCACCCCCGGCCACAGAGAGGCAGGAUUCACAGCCAGUAACAUCUUUGAUGUUAUUAUUCAUCUGGCGCACUCUGACACUGACCGGGAACUCCACCAGGAGUUCAGCAGUGAGGAUGAUGUUUCACUGAAUGACAUCAUGGACAUGAAGUCAACCCUGGCCCUGGGUCAGAUCCUGUCCUCAUGGAAGCUGGUCAACAUGAUCUUCAGGGGGAAGGUCCACUACUUUGGGAAGGAGCUCAUCUGCAAGGUGUAUCAGAUGCUUCUGGACACCGGUAUGGGCAGGAGGCCAAUGGCCCGCCAGAGCAGGUCCGAGCCCAUCCUGAAAGACCUGGCUGCCAACCGUAGGCUCUCCAAUGAAUUCUUCACAGACGUGCUGUACAUGUUCAUCCAACGGGCCAUUAAGAAUCUGCUGGAGAACUUUUUGGGUCUGCCGACCACCCCACCAGGCAGAGACAUAAUGUGGAAUGACAACUUUAACUGGAUGUAUAGGGACGGCUGGGGGAACACCCCCACAUCCAGCGAGGAGGAAUUGUGGGACAGCGACUCCACCUGGUCAAGUGGGCAUGGGGAGGAGGAAGGGACAGAGUCCCGUGGGAGGUGGGCCGCUCUGUUGGAGAAGGGCAGCUUCCUGACCCUCCAGUCCUCCAGCUCCCUCUCCCUCUCCGAUGACAACAAGGAGGCACUAGGGGCCGUCUGCCAAGUCCUGACCACCAGGGUGGGAGACAUCCUGAACAGUACCUGCAACGACGAUUGCAAGGCCAGGCUCAUCAUCCAGAAAGGAUUGGAUUCCGGUGCCAGGGAAAGGUUCCCUGACUUUCCGUGUCCCUCUUCACCCAAGGACGAAGAGGAGGUGGUUGUGAGUGCCAUGACUGUCUCAUACCCUAAACCCUCCACCUCAACCCAGGCAGCAUGGGCAGCUCCUGCCCAGACUCUGGACGUUUUUCUGCCCAGACCCUGCCUGGAUGAAGAAGAGGUAGUGCACAGCACCUCCUUGAAGGACAACUCUGUGACGACCACCCAUGCAGCACUGGCAGCUCCUUCCCAGACCCUGGUAGAAGAGGUGGGAGAAGCUGAGGUGUCCAACGUGAGUGAGUGCUCCCUGAUGCCCACCAAGGCCCUUGAGAAGAUUCCCUCCCUCCUACCAGGCAAGAUCCUUAUCGAGGAGGACACCCUCAGUUGCAGCACUCCCUGGGCCACCGUCAUGAGCCCCCAGACCCUGAGGUUUAUCCUCCACGGCAUCAUGUGCCGACUGGAGGCCUCAGAGUCCCCCCAGACAAGGAGGGCCAAUGACCCCUUCAGGCUGAUGAAGGAUCUCUUUCUGGAGGUCCAGCAUGCCCUGAAGUAUGCUGACAUCUCUGUCCUCUUUGGCCUGGAGGAGAGCAUCCAAUUCAUUGGGGAGGAUGCGGUGAAGGCCAUCGUGAAGACUGCAGCUAAAAGAUUGUCCCUGCGUUCGGACUCCAACCGGGCUCAACUGCGUGCAGCGCGCUCUGGUGGUGAGGCAGCCAUCAGGUGCAUGGCGGACACCAUCACACAAGUCAUAGAUGACUAUUCCGAGGACUGGAGUUCCGGCGGCCAUUUUGGAGCCAGGAGGAGCCGUGCUAGUGGGAGGUCACACUCCUCAACCUCCUCAAGGAGUGACGUCACCCUCACUGAGGAGCUCCUGGCCCGGAGGGAAUCCCUUGAAGAGGACCUAGCGGAGAUGGCUGAUGACAGCACUGGUUUGGAGAAGACCAUUGUAAGCUCAGCCAUCUCUGCCAAGUCCCAGGAUAAGGAAGAGGCUAUGAACGAAGAAGUGAGGAAGUCAGGAAAGAAGAGGCGAAGAAAUAACAAGGACCAGAAGAAGAACAAGGUGUCUCCUCUUGGCAAUGAUAGUACUGUGGCUGCAGAUGAGCCGAAGAAAAAACAGGCUCUCCUCCCGCGGAUCACAGCUGCCCUGGCAAGACUAUUUUGCUUCCCCUGCAAAAAAAGAUGCAAAAAGUAACUGUGCAGAGACGAGUUUGGGAAACCCUGAUACCACCUCCCCCAACCCACUUUCUAAAAAAACAUCAGUGCCACCAGAAGAGGGAGACAACCCCCCCUAUUCACAACUCAUUUUAUUACCCCCCCAUUUAAUUUAAUAAACACAACUUUCAGCUA
Oncorhynchus mykiss (rainbow trout) is the source of this 4768-nucleotide messenger RNA. NCBI's taxonomy places the organism in Eukaryota, Metazoa, Chordata, Actinopteri, Salmoniformes, Salmonidae. The record is from RefSeq and is a predicted model, not a curated record.